This is a messenger RNA of Cyanidioschyzon merolae strain 10D, 969 nucleotides long. RefSeq lists its product as hypothetical. Lineage: Eukaryota; Rhodophyta; Bangiophyceae; Cyanidiales; Cyanidiaceae. Bases 1 to 969 code for a protein of 322 amino acids. The record is from RefSeq and is a predicted model, not a curated record. The transcript has a single exon.
AUGAUACAUAUCAUGUUUCGUCUACCAGGAAUCUCGUUGUCGAGCGGCAGACGCCCGCGGCAUGGAGAGCGCCCAUUUCGCGAGGGCGCCUGCGCUGCUGCCUUCAGCCGGGAAAUCGAGCGCCAUGGCUCCUCUCGAGCUAUGAAAACGUUUCGUCAGCCUCAUGCCAGUCCUACCAACGGUAAUGCAGGCUGGAUCCAGGGCUAUGGAUUCUCCGAAUGCCCAGCUCAGCCGGCGACGCCCGAUGCGACACACCAACGAUCACCGCUCGGACACGGAAUCGCGUUCCUGUGCCUUGAAGCGCAUCGGUUGGACGCGCACUUCAUUCGGAGUUCGUGUAUGACGUCUCGUCGGUUGGGAUUUGACGGGUCUGCGCAGACAUGCGUGCACCGGGCUCCUGACUGCACCCUGAAGGGCGCUGAGUAUCAACGGGAACUCGCACACGCGGGGCGCUUCCGCGUUGGCACCAGCAUGGGACGCUUUCGUCAAGCUGCCUACACAUGCGUAUAUGAACGUGUAAAAGCAAAUGGGUCCACUUGCCAUGCUCGGAUGUACGUACUCAGGUUUUGUUGUGUUCCUAUGGUUAUCAACUCCGGCUCUUGCAGACUUCUUCUUCAACUGCUUCCUUUUCCCAUCAGUUCUUUCUGGUUCACUGCACGAAAUUCUCUCCGUGCGCUUCACCUUCGUUGUCAUGGGUCGAAGCGCAUGGAUAGCGUCUAUAAGGUGCAGAUUUUUCCGCUUUCGGCUGUUGUCGCUGAACUUGAUGCACAGCCAAAAGACGCGAUCUACAUUUUGGGCACCGCUGCGAAGGUCGCACCGAAGGUAUAUGCGGAGAUUAUCGAAGCGGUGACACUGAACUGCGGUCAGGCGUCCCCAGGUGUGUCCACCAUGCAUCCUCUUCCGGGGGUUGCUCUGUUUCUCGUGUACGCUCGGUCCAUCGCUCGGGAUAUGCCCUUGGCGGGUACAUGA